UAAAGUUUCCUUCAUUAUAUGGAAUGCAAUAUUAGACAUUAAAAAAUGUACGUCUUUUAAUGGCUAAUUGUUUAAAAGCCCCAUUCAAUAAAGCAUUCGUUAAUAUCAAUUUUGUAAGCAGGAUGUCCCAGGGUAUUAGAGUACUAUGGUAUUAGAGUACCAGAGUAUUAGAAGAGUACUAGGGUAUUAAAAUACUCAAUUAAACUAGCUACUCGCUGUGCGAUAUCCGAAGCGCAUGCGCACUGUUUCCACGCAUGUACAGCAGGUUACCAAUAGUUACAGCGCAAGCGGAUGCUCCCGAAGCGCUAGGACCGCGGGGAAAUGACGAACUCGCUCUGUUCAAAUUUGCAUUCGCCUUGAAACUGAAACCAGCGGAUGUUCUCCGUAGAUCACUUCUGACAGCAAAACAAAGAUCCGCGAGGGAACCUUUCUGCCAUUAUGGGGGUUUUUCACUCGGUACCGGAAGAUCAUCACUAUCGGAUUUUGUCUGAGAAGACAGGCUUUUCUAUGGAGCAGAUCAAGAUUCUUCAUAAUCGCUUCAAGCAGUUAAGCCACAAUGAUGAUGUGUUACGGAAAGAUGAUCUCAGCACACUUCCAGACCUAGCAAGCAACCCAAUUCGAUCCCAGAUUGUAGCAGCAUUCUUUGAUAGAAGAAACUUCCAGAAAGGAGGUGAAGGCUCAGUUCAAGAAAUUGGCUUUGAGGAGUUCCUCAUUGUCAUGUCUUACUUCAGAGCUCCAUCAGCGCACAUUACAGAGGAGCAGAGAGAAGAAAUUCGGAGAAGCAAACUGCGCUUCCUGUUUAACAUGCAUGACACUGACAAUGAUGGGACCAUAACACUGGAGGAAUACAAACAUGUGGUGGAGGAGCUGCUCUCUAGGAGUGGAUCACUUGGAAGGGAAACAGCCAAGGGCAUUGCAGAUGCUGCCAUGUUGGAGGUGGCUAACAUUUCAGUGGGUCACAUGGGUCCAGAUGAAUUUUAUGAGGGGAUAACAUUUGAGCAUUUUGUGAAGAUUCUGAAAGGAAUAGAAAUUGAGACGAGGAUGCACAUCCGGUUCUUAAAUUUGGACACGACGAGUCUGUGCAAAUGAUGGCCUAUCAGCAACCAAUGGUUCACCUGAUAUUCCAAUGCACCAAUGAUAACUAAUAAGCUAAAGCUUAACAGAAAGGUAAAUGGGUUCUUUUUGCACUUAAACGAUAGCAUUAUAUUGGCUAAGUACUGUUGUGGUGCUGAGGUCAACUAAUAUACAGUAUAAUCACAGAAUAAAUGAAUUGACAGAUUAUUAGGUGUGGCAUUUUUAAGCCCAUGUACAUUUACACAUCUUGACAUUUAGACAUGAAUUGACUUUGGAUGUUCACUUUAAGCACCACUUUUAUUAUUUAUGUUACUUUUCAAUUCUAGACACCUGAAUGUUACUUAAUUGUCCUGUCUGUGGGACUUUGUACUUUGUUUAGGGGGCAUAUUAAAUGUAGAGCAAUAAAUAUCUUAUAUAAAAUAAAUAACAAUAAAUAAUAUACUUGCAAUAAAUAAGUAUAUUAUUCUAUGUAUUAUGAAAUACACACACAUAAAUAUAUUUGCAGGGCAUAACAUAGUUGCACAAACCAAUCACAGCUAGUUACUGAGCCACAUACAAGAAUGGUUUUGAACAGUGGAAGAAAACAGGAGUGCUGACACUGAGAGAAUAUGCAAAACUCCAAACAGACAAUAAACUGAUCUCACUACUGAAUAAGGAUUUUAA
This is a messenger RNA of Tachysurus fulvidraco (yellow catfish), 1737 nucleotides long. RefSeq names its product tescalcin b (gene tescb). NCBI's taxonomy places the organism in Eukaryota, Metazoa, Chordata, Actinopteri, Siluriformes, Bagridae. The coding region runs from base 439 to 1089 and encodes 216 amino acids. The transcript has 8 exons. The record is from RefSeq and is a predicted model, not a curated record. Gene Ontology annotation, molecular function: calcium ion binding.